UCACUGGCAUCCUCUGACAUUGUGAUAAUACAUUAACUUCUGUUAUUUGUGGUGUAUAAUUUUUGUCAGUUUAUCUAGAAUGCUGGUUCAUCAGGUGCCAGGUAAAACAAAGUUUGCUGUAUUUUAUGACAUCUUGUGGCAGGAAAUAUCUUUGACAUCCUCAGAUUCUUCCAUUAUCAGUUUGCCACAGAUAAGUUAAUUUAUUAGGCUGUACCAACCCAAAUCCAAGAAUAAAUAAGUUUUGCUUUGGAGGAUUUGGCCUCCUUAUCUAAAUUGAUAUCGAGCCACAUAACUGUAAAAGGUAAUGAAAUAAACCUAUCGUCUCAAUAAUCAAUUUAAGUGAAUGGAAUGUAAAAUGAGGGAUAAUGUUGAUUGAAGUAGGUUAUUGUACCAUUCUAAUACUUCAGAUCAUACUGAAGUUAUAUACACUAUACUUGCAAUUUAUUUUGUCUGGUGAAAAUUUCAUUUAAAUAGUGCUUUCCAAAGUAUCACUGUACUCUUAAAGUGUUUUGUACUAAUGUAUUUACUUUUUAAGUGUGGUCACUUGUAAUCUAGAAAAGGUUACUUUGGUUAAGCGAAUUAUUAAGUUAAGAAACAUAUAAACAAUAGGACGUUCAAUAUGUGUUUGAGUUGAUUUAGGUGAGGUGAGUGAUUUAAUUAGCUUCUGUCCUCCUUUUGUUUGGACAGGAAGAUAUGCAGUUUUUCUCAAUGCAAAGAUAUUAUCUAGUGAUCAUUUGAAGCAAAUUCAGAGACAAAUUUCACUUAGUUAUGAGACGUGCCUUUUGGUUAUUUAGUACGCUGCGGUGUGAUGUAACUUGUUAAAUACAAGGUAUUGCAUUUUUGGUAAGCUGAACAAGGGCAGGACUUAUAUAGUUAAUGGUAGGUUGCUCAACAGAGGAACUAGGAGUUUCAGGUACGUGGUUUUUUUGAAAAUUGUGUCACAGGUAGACAGGAUGGUUAAGAAAGCGUAUGGGAUGCUUGCCUUCCUUGAGUAUAGGAGUUGGGAUGUCAUUUUAUGGUUGUUGGUAAGACCACAUUUGGAGUGCUGUGUAGAAUUCUGGUUGUCCUGCUGUAUUAAAGAUAUUAUUAUAUUGGAAAAGUUGCAGGAAAGAAUGUACAAAGGUGUUAAUAGGAUUGGAGAGUUUGGGUUAAAAGGAGACGCUGGGACAUUUUCCUUGGCAUAGGAGGUUGAGGGGUGACCUUUAUAAAGGUUUAUAAAAUCAUAAGGUUCAUAAAUAAGAUGAAUCCCUCGAGGGAAAGGGAGUUCAAAACUAGAAGGCAUAAUUUUAAGGUGUGAAGAGAAAAAUUUAAAAGGGACUUGAAGGGCAACUUUUCAGAGGUUGGUUUGUAUGUGGAAUGUACUGUUAGAGGAAAUGGUAGAUGCAGAUACAGUUACAACAUUUAAAAAGACAUUUGGACAGUUACCUGAAUAGGAAACAUUACAAGGUUAUGGGCCAAACACAAGUAAAUGGGACUAGUUUAGUUUGGGAAACCUGGUCGGCAUGCACCAGUUGUUCACAUGCUGUAUGACACUAACUCUUAAUUCUCUGAACCUUUCUAUGGCUUUAUCUGCAUGUCCAAACAAUUUCGAGAAAGUUAUUGAAAAUAUUAGAUAUGCCUCUCUGAUCACUCAUUUUCCAGCAUCUUUGCAUUAAAUUUCUUCUGUUUUUCUCUUGAAGCAGUCUCAUACUCGCCAUAUUAAACUGCCACAUGUCUGUCCAAUGUUUUCCUGAAGCUGUAAGGAAUUCCUCUGGGGAACAGAUUCAGAGGACAAACUUCAGCCCAGGAAUCAAACAAGUGAGCCUUUGUUUCAUCCACUCUGAGACCCAAAAGGCAGCUCAAGCCUUCCACGGACGAGGGAUACUGGGACUGUAGCGUUUGUACGUUCAAGAACAGCGCAGAGGCUUUCAAAUGCAGUAUGUGUGAUGUCAGGAAGGGCACAUCAACACGGGAUGUGAGAAGAAGCCUGUGAACUCAGAUCUGUGAGCCUGACUUUGGUGGAUCCAUGUUAAAAUCCAGCUGACAAUGAUGAGCCCGUCCCAAGGAAAGCCACCGGUGAGCAUCACCACUUCGAAAAGCCACCCAGGACGACCUACAAGAUCCAACCCAAGCAGCAUGAAGCCACGCCCAGUAUCUCAGUUGGUGGCCCAGCAAGUAACCCAACAAUUUGCAUCACCCACACAACCAAAGAAGGAGAAAAAAGACAAGGGAGAGAAGGAAAAGAAUGAGAAAGAAACUGUCAGUAAAAAGAACAGUCACAAGAAAACAAGGCCGAGGUUAAAAAAUGUGGAUCGAAGCAGUGCACAGCAUUUGGAAGUGACUGUGGGUGACCUGACAGUCAUUAUAACAGACUUUAAGGAGAAAGCAAGGUCAGCCCCAGCAGCCACUGCUACCUCGAGUACCACUGCUGACCAGCACAGCCUGAGCAGCUCCAGCUCUGACAACACAGAAAAAGGCUUGUCUCAAUCAUCAUCACCCAGAGGGGAAGGAUCAGUAAAUGGUGAAUCCCACUAAAGUACCAGCUGACCUACUUCCUUUACUCACUCCUUGUUCAAUGAUUCAACGGACAACAUCUCAACAACUUCGGUCCUUGGCGUUCGGUGUUAACACUGGCAAAUUGGGCUGCUUUCUUCGGUCUUGGUUUCGAUGCUUUCUAAUACUUGUGUACCAACCUGGAACUCUGGCACUGCAGCAUGUUUUUGAGUGUAAUUUUCUAUAACUUAGAUUGAACUGCCUAAGUAAUGUGUUCAAGAACUGAAUUGUGAAGCAGCUGGCUUUAAGUAUUCAGUGCUAUCUUCGACUGCUGCAGUAACAAAACAAUCUCAGAAAGUUGUUUGCCUAGUUAAGUGCACCUGCUGGUACUUGGUGUGGUUAAAUAGGAAAAGCAUUCUCAAGCAUUUGUAUAAAUUCUUGCCAACGUUUUUUCAACACUUGUUAUUUGGAUGGGAAGAAAACACUUAGCCAUUAAAACUGUGGCAUUACCAAUGUCCACUGUCAUUCAUUUCAGUAAGUUACAGUUUUAAUAUGUAGUUUUGGGCUAAUUGACCAGAUUUGACUGAGGAUACAGUCCAUGCUACUUAACUGCAGCCACUCGGGUAAAGGAAUUGAGUUGCUGUAAUAUAUAUAAAAAGGAGGGUCUUUUUGCACCCUUGUCUAAAUGGAGAGGGAAUGCAGAAGAGUUGCUUGCGUGACUUUGUAGUUCAUACAUGUCCUCUCAGCUGAGCACUCCCUGCAAGAAAGGAGGAAACGCUAAUAAUUAGAUGCUUAGUAUUGUCUAAAAGUAGUUUUAAUGGUAUGUGUGGGAAUAGUUUAUGAUGAUGUUGCCAGUUCUGGAAACUUCAAGUAAGGUGUUUUGCUGAUGUUUUGAAUUUGCGACAGUAUUUAUACGUAUUGUUGUAAUAAAUAAGUUAUGCAAGAACACAUUCUAUCUUUGAAGUUCUCUUACUUCUCUACCCUGGUUUUUAAAUAGCCUUCUCUUUGUGUUGUCACUGGCAAAUUGUUUUUUGUGAUGAACCGCUUCAAAGGUGGUUGGCAGGCGAACAAAAGGAUUUGUGGAAAUGUAUGGUCUGACAUUGAAUUGGUACUAGAUACGUUUCUGUCCCUUUUUUUUCUACGUCUCAUACUUUCCAAGCAAUACAAGAAAAAUACCUCAAGGGAAUGAAACCAAUUUUUAAGGAAAAGAUAUUACAACUAAAAAAAAUAGAAACUCAAACAGAUUGGAAGUUAUAUUUAUUACCAGCAGGCAAAACACCUUUUUUUCCUUAGAAAACUAAAAACUAAAUGGUAACAAAACUAGUGGGUGAUAUGGGGAGGGCCUAGCAACUGUAUGUGGUGUCAGAUAAUGUUCCAAUGUAACAUGCAAUAAGUGGCAUAGACUGUAUUUUCAGAUGUAGGUAUUUGAUACUAAUACCUGUAUUCAGUGAUUAUAGAUUGUUUUACAUGAGAUUUUUAUAUCCUUUAAAGAAAACUCUUGGUGUUCAUGCUGAUUUGUGUAGUGUUUGGUAUAUAUUUGAUUUCUAUCAGAAAAAAAACAACUCACAAUUAAAAGAUAUUUGAAUUAUAAAGGCCAGUAUCCAUUUUUAAAAGGGGAGGCUGCGGGUUUGAAAGGGAAUAAUUGCAAUUGUUGAAGUGAAUUUUUCAAAUAAAAGCACUUGCUGUAUGACAGUAAGUAGGAUCACGUCAGAUGGUUAAUCACAUUACUCCGGGGAGAAGACUGACACAAGUAAGUCACAAAAAUUGUGCAUUUUCUUGCUUAUAUUCUUCAACUCUCCAGCCCAGUUCUCUCGCUGCUGCUCCAACUGAAGGUGUGUGUUUCUUAAUAGGGAUUAACCAAUAGGUCUCUAGGUUGCCAAAUAACCACCAAUCACACUCAAUAGUGAACCAUUUGAUUGUAAAACGCACCGCAGCUAACUGUCCAUUCCUCAUCCAUUACUGGUGUUUUAAGGAAACAGGAAAUGUGUUACUUCGUUUGUUUUAAAAUAUUGAAUAUUUCUUAUUGCUUAAAGUUGACAUUAAGGGAAUCAUUGUUUCUUUCUCUGGGAGCUGGCAGCUGUUGCCUUUCAGGUUUCUACUGGAAGAAGGAAAUCAACUGAUUGCAUCACUUUGUUUUGGUUUAAGUUUAUAUUCUCAUAACAAAGAAACAUAAUGAUGCUUUUUAUUUAUUAUAGACCAUGAGUCUUGUAACGUAAUUCUCCCAUCUGAUGUGAUGCUGGAUGAUUGACUUGCUGCUGUACCUAUUUCUCCAUGUUGCAAGACCAUCAGUUUAUUGAAGAAAUUGAUAGUGCUUCUGUGGAUGACAUUUAUAAACUAGUCAGGGCCAUCAGUAAAUCACAUCCGUUUGUUUUUCAGGGAGACUCUGAUAUUUUUUCCAAUGUGGGAACCAAAUUCUGGAAUUCCAUGAGUCUUUUGAGGAAAGCACAACCUGCAACCAUGAAAAUGGUGGUUUAUUUGAUCAAGAAUCUUCAUCCAAUUAAACUUCUUUACGACAAAUUUAUAGAUACAAGAAGUUAGUUAUCUCAUCGGAUUUGAGCUAUCAUAUUGAUGAAAAGCACAGGAUUGAGUAUGUCCAUACCCAUCUGUCUUGCGAUUCUGCAUUUGAAUGCCUCCAUUUAGAUAUUCAUAUAUUGAGUUUGUCCAUGUGCGUGUUGGUGUGAAUAAACAAAAUUCCCUUGGGUUUUAUCAAAGCACACAAGAGGUAAUCUAACAAAGUAUGAAAUAUCCACCCGAAAAUUUUUUGCAUUUACCAUAUGUUUAUAGACUGAUCUAUUAUUUACUAAAUUGGAGUGCGGUCUUAAUGAUCUUUGUGGCCUUUGAUUAGCAUUGAACUUUGCUGUGAUGCUGUCCAAAUUUGUUUGCCCUGUACUGUUCGCUCUCUAUUUUCAAGCAAGAAUUGCUAUUUAAAUUUGAUGUGAGAUGCCGGAAAAGAGAUGAAUUUUGAGAAGAUGGGGAUAGCAAUCCUGAAGUGAAAGUAUUUUCAAAAUACAGCUGAGAAUAAUCAACAGGUUGCAAAAAAUGUCAGUCAUAAAUGGGAGGGAAUAGAAAGCUACAGAAUGGGUAUGGGAAGGGCAUAGGCUAAAUUGGAGAUUAAGGAUUUCAAGUGUCAGGUGUUGGGGACUUCAAGAGCAUCAUUGAGGAUAAGGAAUGAUGCAAGACAGUUUGUGGACAAUUUGAAGUUACUUGAGAGUGAAGGAUUAGAGGCAGGUUUAGAAGAAAUAGUUUACUAAUAACAAAAGCUUGAAUUAGGGAUUCGGUGACAGUGAAGAUAAGGUAUAUCUGGAGCAGACAAUUUUAUGGAGGUGUAUUAUAACAAUGGGUAGGAUCUGGUAUCAGAAACCUAGUUGUGGGCAGAACUAAAUUUUGGAUUUACUGUGCCACAUGAAACACUAAAUAAAUGGCCAUGAAGUAAAUUGGAAUUGAUGACAAGGAGUAGACUUUACACUCAGAGCUGAUUUUUUUUGUCUGGCCUCAAAUUUGAGAAACUAUUGACUGAGUCACAGCAAUUUAAGAAAUGUGGUCAAUGCGACAGAUAAGAAAAAUGGUUUGAAGUAGAGUUUGGUGGACACUCUGUGCCUUAGGUUAUGUGACUGGGGUGAAUGUUUUGAGAAAGAAAUUAUGGAUAGGCUCUUGACAACUCUAGCGAUAGCUACAAUUAGGAAGGAAAAUAGCAAGCUCUUACGAGAAAUGCUUCAGUUGUGUUUGAGCAAGGAUGCGCAGAAUCAUGUGAAAGCAAUAUCAUGGAGUGAAACUUGGAAAAUAUAUGGUUGAUCAUAUCAAAUGGAAAGAUUUUCAUAUUUUUCACAGCACAGAUGGAGAUAGAAAUGUGACGGAUCCAUGGGCGUGUUCUAACUGUCUGUAGAUAAUACAACUGCCUGUCGAUGAAGAGGUGCAAUAAGUAAUCUGAUAUGAGAAGGUUGGAAAGUAAGACAGGAAGAGAUUGAAAGAUUUAAGACACAAUCAAAAGAUAGAAAACCCUAACCCCACCAAACAGGUGCCAGACCUGACAGAGAUGCUAAUGAAAACCAAAGAGGCCAGCCUCCACUUUGCCAACAGUUUUGGCCCAUAGAAUUCCUCCAGUGCAGAAACAAUCCAUUUGGCCCAUUGAGUCCACACCGACCCUCCACUGAGCAUCACACCAGACACCACCCCACCAUCCUAUCCUCGUAUCCCUGCAUUUCCCUACACUUUACUGGACACUGCGGGGUAAUUUAGCAUGGCCAAUAUGUCUAACCUGCACAUCUUUGGAUUGUGGGAGGAAACCGGAGCACACCUGCAUAGACAUGGGGAGAAUGUGCAAAUUCUACACACAGUAAUCCAAGGCUGGAAUCGAGCCCCUGGCACUGUGAGGCAGCAGUGCUAACCACUGAGCCACCAUGCUGCCCUGGUUCCUCCAAGUAUUGAUAUCAUGUUGUCAAUUUUAAAUAGUGGCAACAAUCUUUGGGCCAAUGGAGGUGCCAGCAAGGAGGAACUAACUCAACUAUGGAAGCUGCCUUAGUGCUUUUGAAUAUUAUCUCCUAAAAUGUAGAUUGAUAAGGAGCAGGAUAGAUGACAUACCGAUUCAACCGAUGCAAGUUGAAUGUUCAGCACUGAGUGGAAUUAUCUAUUGUUGGGGAUAAUAAGGUGUAGAGCUAGAUGAACGCAGCAGGCCAAGCAGCAUCAGAGGCCUAGACCCUAGGCCUGAAACUUCAGCCUUCCUGCUCCUCUGAUGCUGCUUGGCCUGCUGUGUUCAUCCAGCCCUACACCUUGUUAUCUUGGAUUCUCCAACAUCUGCAGUUCCUACUAUCUCAUAUCUAAUGUUGGAGUCAGGUUUUUCAAGAGGACAAUUAGGAGGCACUUCAGCAUCCAAAAAGUGGCAGAAGUUUGCAAUUCUGCUCUCCUCCCGUUCCUAUGGGAAGGCCAAAAAUGAUAAACUGUGCUGCACCGAAGGGUGACUAUGCAAAAGUUUAAGGAGGUUGUAAAUUAUGUUAAUCAUCCUUUUGUAUAUGUUUCAUUCAAGUAAGCAGUCUGUAAAUACUGCAACAUGCAUACAUUCAUGAACAUACAAUUCCAAGACACAUUUGUCUGUUCCAAAAUAUUGGUUACAUUUAAUAUUGUGCAGGAACAAGAACAGCCAAUUUAGUAGUUGGACAGAGGUAGUAAGAGAAAAUGUCUGCUACCUUUGUGUUCCUAAUCAAAUAGCUAAUUAGGAAUAUUGAAAAGGUGCUGCUGUAGCAGGCUGAGUGUCUCUGGGAUUCGGCAAAGACCGAGGUGCCAGGAGAUGCACGUAUGUAUUAGGCAUUAGGCCAAGAAUUUUAGACUUUGGCAGUUGGCACUCUGAGGAAGGCAUAUGCCAUUGAUAUUCAGUGCAGCUGAAGGCAAGGAAUUAGCAAUCCCACAAGCAGAAUUAGUUGUGCUGCUGGGCAAGAUUCAAGCUCAGAGUAACACACAGAUAUACCAGCCGAGUGAAACUAGCUAUCUAUGAAAGGCUAAAAUUAUGCCUGACAGUUGGUGCUAGAGCAUAGUUUCCAGAAUCCGGGUGAGUGCAGUCCUGAUUGUGGGAGGUACCACUAUGUGAACAGUCAGACAUUCUGUGACAGAAUGGUGUUUGAGGAGUUUCUGCAGCUAGGUCUCAAAUGAAGAAUUGGAGUUCCUUAAGUUUCAAGAAAUUUGAUGACGUACUGUCACUGAUCUCUUGAGGGAGGGGUUAGGUUCUGAGAAAUCCAUGGGAUAUAUUGCACUGCAUUUGCGACUUGAAGUGCUGUAGGGUGUUUGACCAGGUGGCUGUAACCCGUAUUUACUUCAGGUUAAAUCUAAAUGGCCGUUGGAAUAUGUUGUAGAUUGUGUUUUUCGGUUCUAACUUUAUAUAGUACAGUUUAUUGUCUGUUCAAAACCAGGGAAAUUUGUGGUUUUAUUCCUACAAGUACUUGGGAUUGCUCACUUUCUCUACUUGUUUCAAAAAAAAACUGACUGCUUCCAAGCCAGAUUCCAGCAGUCCAGUGAAAGAUUUGUGGGAUUUGAAAUCCACUGACAAAUGCAGAUGUAGCAUAAAUUGACGUUUGUUAAAAUUUUCACAAUGAAUUCUACUAUAUAUUUUGAAAACCAACUUGGCUUUGUCAGUUCCUAAGACUUUUCUGGAGAGGUGAGAUCUAUCCCAAAAUGACUUGAAAACAUUGACCAAGGCUCGGUCAACAGCAUUAGUGUGAAUGUCGGAGUUUGAAUAAAAAGCAGAGGCUAUGAAAAUGUAGUUAAUAAAACAUCUUGAAUAGGAAGAACAGUCUAAUCAGUACAAUUUGAGCUGGAGAUGAGUUGCAGAUGAAGUAGGCUGAAAUAGAAAAGGGGAAAAAUUAAUGAGAAACUUAAACUUGAAAGUCAAAGUCAAAUGUUUGAACUUGAACUCCAAAGACAGUGGUUGGCAAGGGAGGAAAAAAAUCAGCAAAAUAAACUUUGGCAACAGGAUGAUAUGAGGAUGCAUGAACUGGCUAAAGUAAACUUAGGUUAUAUGCGUAAAGAGAAAUUGACCCAGUCAAUAGUAUAGAGAAUAAACAUGGUGUCGGAAAGCCAGUUUUGUGUUCAUCACCAUAAGACAAAUCAGAUAAAACAAAUUCUUAGAAGUGAAAUGGUUAAUCAGUAGGUGAAAUAGGAAUGCUUCAGGAGUCUUCAGAAAAGACAGAACCAGGAAAGGAAGUAGUUUUUAAACAGUGACAUUAUGUACAUGAAAUGUAUUCCUUCAGAAUCAACAAAAAUGGGGGUUAUAGCUCAGGAUGGUCAACAGAAUGCUUCUUCGAAUACUGCUACAUUGAGUUUGGUUACUGGAGUUUAUAGAGCUUUUGUUUCUAAAGUAGUGUUCCCUUAAUCAUUCAACAACACAAGAAAAGAAUUUAAUGUUUUGAGAGUUAAUGGGACAGAUCAGUCAUUGAUGGUGGCUGAUGAUGUGAUUUAUGUUACAGAUUUUGAUGAAAGACAAUAUGUAUUAAUAAGGUAUUUUUAUAGGAUUUAUAAACGUGCUAAUUGGUACAAAGUUUACCAAAUGACUUAGUAGAUCGAAUUGUUGUUUGGAAAUUGUUCCUUGUUCACUUAUGGAAGGGGUGAAUUUCAUAUUACGUAAUGAUUUGGUAGGUAUAAAAUUCUUAGCAUCUCUGACAGUUACAAGUGAGCCACUGAGAUGACAGAAGUUGAGAUUUUGCCGGAGGAGUAUCUUAGACUGUUCCCUGCUUGUGCAAUAGGUGGAACCUAAGCAUCUAAGAUACGCUAAAGCAAACAAACAACUAGUCCAGAGCCCCAACAAGUUUGUUUCAGGAACGCGAGAAUAUCAAAGGCAGCAUCUAGAAUUAUUCUCUAUUAAAGAAAAACUGAUCAGUGUAGAGAUUCAAUUUUCACACUAAAAGAUUGGUUUAAAAAAUGCAAAGUAAUCAUGCCAUUUCAGCAUUAUUUCCAGACUAAAUUCAACCAACAUAGAUCUUCAAGUAAAAGUUGAUGGCCUUCAACUAACAGUCUCUGUGAAGUAUCGUGAAAAACACUUUGAACAGGAGAAGCAAUUGCUGAUGAAUCACAACAGUGGGUUGGAUGCAGAAUUGAACCAAAUACUCUAACUGUUGGAACUUCAUCUUGAAACAUGCAAGAAAAUUUUGUAUUCUGACACAAUCUGGAGAAUAAGAAAGAUGAGAUGUGCAGAAAAGAACAGCAGAUCCAGAUUCUAAAAGCAGCUGCAGAAAAUUUUAAGGAACAGGAUAAAGAGCUGAUGUGUAAAUUGAAAGUUUAAGAAGGAGUUAGUAACUAUGGAGGAAAAAACCAAAGUGAACAGAAUGCCCGUACGAAGUAGCCAAACUUCUGUAAGGGAUCUAUAUAGACUCUGAACCAAAAACAACUGAAAAGACCGGAGCAGUUGCUGAGCAGAAUGAAAAUAUCAAUUAAUUGUAAAAUAAUGGAAUAACAAAAUGUUUGCUGGUAAUGGUGAAAGAUGUUUAUAUGAAGUCAGUUUUGAAGAAUCAGUUGGAAGAAAAUGAAUGUAUGCUGUGGCACAUCGCUGUCAAACAAUAAAAAGGCAUGGUAACGACAGUAAAUCUCACUAGCUGUGGGUUUGUUUUCUUUAAACGACAAAAAUAAAUUGUACAGAAUGUAAUUGAGGGAGAUGAUUUUUUGAAGUUAGUUGUGAAUUAGAAAUACAUGCUUUCCAUGCCAAAUUGAAAAAAAAGUGCAUUUCUACCAACAGAGGAGAAAAAUAAGAAUCCCAAGUUCUUCUGCAUUUACGUUGAGAAAGCGAUGCAAAAUUCAUUUGCAUCAUAUAUCAUGAUUAAUAUGCAUCUGCAUGCAAAGUGGAAGAGACCACUAUUUAUUAUUUUUUUUUACACCAGAAAGAUUGGAAACCCAUAGUACAAAAUAGACGUAUAAGCUGGUCCAAGAUGUUUUGAAAAAAAAUUUUGAUUUAUCUCCACUGCAUUUGGUUGACCAUAAAAUUGUUAUUUAAAAAAUGUAAUUGUUAACAUUCUGCCCAAAAUCUGAAGAAGGGAUACAAGAAAAACAUUGAUGCUGAGUUAUAAUCAUGCCAUGAUUCAACUGUUGUUAAUCCUGCUUGUUACAUGUUCUUGCAUUUUUUUGUUUGAGCUUUUACAGCUAUGUUACAAUGAAGUCCAAGUGAAUGUCAUUUGUACAGUCUGUAUCAAGCUAUUUGUUAGAUAUUUAUGAUAAGAACUUGGUAUUUUCAAUAUUUUCAAAACCAUUGUAAAAGAAAUCUUCACAAUUGUGAAGGUUUCUUUCUUCCGUGAGGAAAGCGUGAUGAAAUCCUAUAUUUGUAAUCCAUUUUGUACUGUGCAAGCCAGCAAUCUGUGAAUAUUGUAACAUUCAGGGAACAGGUAGUUUUAAGUUCCUACAUUUGACUGUUCCAAAAUAUUGCUUACAUUCAAUACAAUUCAGGAACAAAGUCGGUCAGUUGCAAAGUUUUCAACAAGUUACUCAGAAAAGUUAGAGUUAUGAGAAGUUAGUGUAGUCAGUUGAAUGGAAACAGUCAGAGGAAAAGCUUGCUGCAUUUGGGCUCCUAGUCAGUCAGGUAUUCAAGAGCAAAGAGAAGAGGCUUUGAGCCAACAAGACUCAGGAUAUGUCUGGGGAGCCAGGAAGUUCCACUGCAUUUUGGGUUUAGGGAUCAGGAAAAGCGCUCGCAAUUAUAUGGGCUCAGAAGAAGCCAUGUACCAUUUACAGUUCAGUCCAGUUAAGAUUAAAGAUGUGGGAGGCCCACCAGCUGUGUCUUCUUUGUGCAGCUGAGCAAAAUUAGAAUUCAGAGAAAACAAUAGGCAGUUCUAGUGCUAUGAAGACAGCUGUCUGUGAAAACUAAAUGUGCGCCUGUGAGUAGGCGCUGGAAUCCAGGGGAGCAUAGUCUGGAUUUGGAGAGUGAACUCCAGAAAGUAAGUGGUUAUUGAACCAGUCCACAACAAAGUGGCUUUUAAGGAAACCCUGGAACCAGGUGAAGAAUAAUAAUCCCGUGUCAAGUUUUAGACAAUAAGAUCUAAGAGUAGAAGCAGGUAUUUGUCCAUCAAAUCUACUCAGCCAUUUAAUUAGAUCAUAGCUGUUCUGAUAAUCCUCAACUCCAGGUUCACUUCAAUGAGACCCACAGUGUCACUAAGGUCUUCAGGAGGAGGGGAUGGUUUCUGAGAAAUCUGUGGUUCAGUCUUGAUUGCAUUUGCUACUCCAUGUGCUCUGUAGGGUGUUUGACACAGUGUGUCUGUUACCCAUAUUUGCCUCAGGUUAAUUCUAAUUGGAUGUUAGAAUAUAUAUGUUGUAUAUGUAUGUAUACAUAUUGUAGAUUGUAUUACUGUUCUAACUUUAUACAGUAAAGUUUAUUGUGUUUGUUCAAAA
Messenger RNA from Stegostoma tigrinum, 12321 nucleotides. It is a transcript of the gene yaf2, whose product is annotated as YY1 associated factor 2. Gene Ontology annotation, molecular function: transcription coregulator activity; DNA binding. The record is from RefSeq and is a predicted model, not a curated record. Bases 2026 to 2514 code for a protein of 162 amino acids. Gene Ontology annotation, cellular component: nucleus. The transcript has 8 exons. NCBI's taxonomy places the organism in Eukaryota, Metazoa, Chordata, Chondrichthyes, Orectolobiformes, Stegostomatidae. Gene Ontology annotation, biological process: positive regulation of DNA-templated transcription.